AUGGAUAGCCUGCGGUCUUCAACGAAGCGCGCUCAUUCACCGGCGACGCCACCGCCAGAGAGAUCGUCGCCGCCAGCUGCCUCUCCUGCCGAUAUCGACGUGGAGAAGUCCGUGGAACCCGUGGCGUCGGAUUUGCCCAAGGGCCCGAGUUUCUUGCAUUUGACAGAAGCGGAAACCUUGGUGAAGUACGCAGAGCUCAUUCGCCUGGAGACCGAACGCCUGAUAAAGGGGAAGGAGGACGACUCCCGGUGGCCACGUUUUGACCCAGAUCCCGUGCGAGACCGGUACAGCAAUAUCCAUCCUUGGGUCAAUAAUCGCAUUAAGCUGCAUGUCCCGGAAGGAUUUAACGACUAUAUAAACGCAUCCCCUGUUGUCUUGACACCAACCACUGCUAAUGAGGGCGAACUUAAUGAUGAUACUCUAGACAAGUACAUUUGUAUGCAAGGCCCUAAGAAACGGACGGUUGACCAUGUCUGGCACAUGGUAUGGCACGAACUAGCUACACCAGAUAAAUCCUCCCCAGCAGUGGUUAUCAUGUUAAGUCCAACGCACUCGCCCACUCCCGAUGAUCCUACCAAAAUUAUGGAAAAAUGCUUUCCCUAUUUCCCAACAGAUGAAGACUCACCCCCGCUCCUCAUCAACGAGAAUAAUGAGCUUGGAGAGGAGUUCAAGGCAACCGUGAAGUUCGUCUCACGGGAACCGGAUAUCCCGGGUACAUCAAUCGAAACCCGUCGGCUCGUCAUGACCGUUAAGGGGGAGGAGGAAGAAAAAACCAUAUGGCAUUACCUAUACCCAAAUUGGCCCGAUUUCGGCGCCCUCCAAGAAGAGAAUGUCGACAGCAUCCUAGCGCUAAUGGAGAUCUCCAAAAAAGCCAACGGGGAAGGCCAAAAUCCGCGUCUGAUCCACUGCAGUGCUGGCGUGGGACGGACGGGUACGUUCGUUGCGUUAGAAUUCCUGAAUCGGGAGUUACAAGCUGGAGCGUUCGAGAAUUGGGAUGAAGAACAUCCUGGCGAGGACCCUAUUUUCCAGGCGGUUAAUCAACUGAGGGAGCAACGGAGGACGAUGGUCCAGAGUUAUGAGCAAUAUGCGUUUUUGUAUGAGGUUUUGAGGAAGCUGUGGGGGGAAAAGUAUAAGCUGGACUGUAAUGGUGGCAGCCAUGAACGUGGAGAUAGACAUGUGGAGAAGAAGGGAAAGAUCGAUGAUGGAGGGGAUGAGGAUGAGGACGAGGACGAGGACGAGGACGAGGAGGAUUGA
Molecule: messenger RNA, 1254 nt
Organism: Venustampulla echinocandica
Lineage: Eukaryota; Fungi; Ascomycota; Leotiomycetes; Helotiales; Pleuroascaceae
Exons: 2
Coding region: 1-1254 (417 amino acids)
Biological process (GO): protein dephosphorylation
Molecular function (GO): protein tyrosine phosphatase activity
Source: RefSeq, a predicted model, not a curated record